Molecule: messenger RNA, 327 nt
Organism: Fusarium oxysporum Fo47
Lineage: Eukaryota; Fungi; Ascomycota; Sordariomycetes; Hypocreales; Nectriaceae
Exons: 3
Coding region: 1-327 (108 amino acids)
Source: RefSeq, a predicted model, not a curated record
AUGUAUGCUUCAUCGGGCCUCUUUGAAGUUGAGAAAUGUCAAACGCCUGACGUUGCUAUUUGGGUCGUUGAUGGCUCAGAUUUAUUGACCUGGGCCGCAUCGGCGACGAAAUUGGCAGCUCUAUUGUCAAGUGGUGAGCUUCUACCACGAGAAAGAUUGGUCAUUGCGAUCAACAAAAUUACAUCUUUCAUUCCAGUUUGCGCUUCUAAAGGGCAGAAUGUACUGCCAGACUCGAAAGAGCCUUCCUGGGCAGCCAGUCUAUCUCCACAAAGGUUUGAGGGAUCAGAAGUGGUGUCAAGUGAUUGCUUAAUGAGUCUACGUGCAUAA